This is a messenger RNA of Mytilinidion resinicola, 1430 nucleotides long. RefSeq lists its product as uncharacterized. NCBI's taxonomy places the organism in Eukaryota, Fungi, Ascomycota, Dothideomycetes, Mytilinidiales, Mytilinidiaceae. The transcript has 5 exons. Gene Ontology annotation, cellular component: spliceosomal complex. Gene Ontology annotation, molecular function: RNA binding. The record is from RefSeq and is a predicted model, not a curated record. Bases 99 to 1253 code for a protein of 384 amino acids. Gene Ontology annotation, biological process: regulation of mRNA splicing, via spliceosome; mRNA processing.
CCUCAUCACCUUCCUUCCUUCCUUCACGUCUCGUCAAUCACCACUGGCCGACCUCAAGGGCAAAUCCUCGCGCCGAUCCCGCGCCGAGUACGCCCACGAUGGCCACCAGAGAUCAGAAGUUGUUGAAGGCUACGAAGUUCCCGCCGGAGUUUGACGUCAAGGUCAACACGAAGAAGGUCAACAUCGAGGUCCUCAAGAAAUGGAUUACAAACAAAAUCACUACUAUCAUGGGAACCGAGGACGAUAUCGUCAUUGAGACUUGCUUCAACCUGCUGGAUGUCGAACGCCCGGAUAUCAAAUCGAUCCAGAUUGCGCUCACUGGGUUUCUCGAAAAAGACGCUGCUUCCUUCUGCAAAGAGCUUUGGCUACUAUGCAUUAGCGCCCAGAACAGCCCAUCCGGAGUCCCCAAGGAACUACUUGAGGCAAAGAAGCAAGAGCUCAUCCAGGAGAGACUUGAGCAGGAACGACUGGCGACCGAAGCUAGAAAGCGUCGAGAACAAGAUGACACUAGAGAUCGUGAUAUCGACGAUGUUCGUUUCCGAGAGCGCACCGAGCGCGGACGAGGACGAGGUCGCGGACCUCCGCGUGGUGGCUAUCGAGGCGACCGCGGCAGAUAUCACGACAGGCGCUCACCACGCCGCGAUUCUAGAUCUCCGCCGAGACGCGCUCUAGUUCAGCGAGAUCGCAACACCUAUAUCCCAGGAGACCGUCGUGGUAACGGGCGCAGCAGAUCCAGAUCUCCACCGCGCCGCAGGAACACCUCAUCUAGUCCCUCCCGGUCUCCGGAGAUCGUCACCGGUGACAAGUCUCCACCUCGCCGUCGCAGCCCUUCCCCGCGCGAGCGACGCCAAGCAGACACCUACGCGCCGGGACGAGGCCGUGGCCAUGAUCGUGGCAGGGUGCGAUCACGCUCACCCCGACGCCGCGUGUCAUCGUCCAGCCGCUCGCGUUCUCCCCCAGCGAAGCGCUCUCGGUACCGAUCAAGGACUAGGUCUCCAUCACGCCGAGGGUACAGAGGAGGAGGUAGAACUAGGUAUGCGCGAGAUAGGAGCAUCACACCGCCUCGUCGACGGCGCUCACCGUCACCUCGGCCACGGGCAGCUCGGAGGGCUCGUUCUGUGUCCAUCGUGUCUUCACGCAGUCGCUCCCCGCCUCGACGCCGGGGCGAGAAGAGUCGUCGACGAAGCCCGAGCUGGAGUGAACCAUCCGUCAGCCCUAGGAGAGACAGGAGGAAGGGAUAUCAACUCCCCUAGGUCAUCGAGCAAACGUAGUGCAGUACGGAAGCGCUCCCGCUCGCUCAGCCGUCAUUCAUCCCACUCCCGCGACCGGGGUAAAUCUCAUUCCCCAGCUCAAGCGAUGGAAGAGUGAGGAGAAAUUCGAAGUCUCCCCAAAGGUAAUCCGUAUCAACCCCAAGACUACCUUCUCUCUAG